This is a messenger RNA of Hydractinia symbiolongicarpus, 2779 nucleotides long. RefSeq lists its product as uncharacterized. NCBI's taxonomy places the organism in Eukaryota, Metazoa, Cnidaria, Hydrozoa, Anthoathecata, Hydractiniidae. The coding region runs from base 1548 to 2087 and encodes 179 amino acids. The record is from RefSeq and is a predicted model, not a curated record. The transcript has 7 exons.
CGAUAUAAUUCAAUGUUAGCCCUGCUGUGCGUAUAUACCAUAAAUGUGAAUGGUGGUAAAGAAUGUCAAAUUAUAUCACAUCAGAUGGUGAAUGCUGAUUGAUUUAGAUUAUAAAGAAAUAAUACUUAGUUUAACCAACAGGGCGGAUGACAUCAAAAGGUUAUGGUGUAGCGGUAUGUCGAAAAGAAGCGUGUCGAAUACAAACAUGCUUGCAAGAAAACCGAUACCAGCAGGAGAAAUGUCAGGAUGUUAUCAAUAAGUUGAUCAAAUGCUGUUUGGAGAAAACAGGAGCUGAAGAAGACAUCAGAUGUUCAGCAUUUUUAAAAGGAGAAAAGAAAAAAGCGAACAAUGACAACAUUUUUCAUAAAAGUAAAAAAGAAAGAAAAAGUGUGAAGUCCUUAAACUUGCUGAACAUGAUUGCCACGUGUUAGAAAAUAAAAUUAUUAAAUUCGUUUUGUGGAAAAACUUAAACAUUACAUAUUUGCUUUAAAUGAUUUUCACGGUUGCGAUGUCAUGGAAUGCACAUGGAAUGUAUUAGUCAUUUUCUUCAGGUGCUGUAUUUUUUAAGAGAGUGCUUUCUUUAUCUCAGAAGCAGACAUAUGUGACAGCUCACAACCCCAAAACUCGGCAUUCACGUUUUUUAUCAGGAACCCUAUAUGAAUCAAACCUUCACAAACUUCGUAGCUGGUUGGUUACCACCUUUUUGUGUUUACUGACAGAGUACUGACAUGUAAAACCCUACCUAAAAUUUUUAAUAGUAAGAGUAGUAACCUCAACACACACAAAAAGAUUAUCCUCACAGCACAUGUUGCUUCUCAACAAACCGUCGACACAGGCCAACCUAAAAGGUUACUAAGUGAGAAAAAAGUGUCCAAAUUUGACCCCCCCGCAAAGUGUGUGUAGGGUGAUACAUUUUCUUAGUAAGAGUUCUUGCGAGUCAGUGUCAUUUUUUAUACAAAUAUUCAAUUAUCCUUGUUGUGUAUAGUGUUGUUAUUUUUCAUUUUUGCGGAGACAAAAAGUAAACUUUGAAUUAAAACUGUUUGUUUUGUAAAUAUGAUAUUUAAAUUUAGACACUCAUAAUAUAACGUUAGCUAUUUGUAGACUACCUGCCACAUUUUUUUGACUCGAGUAUACACUGGCUUUGUUGAUUUUCUUAAGCUUUUAUUAUUUCGGACAAAAUUUGUCAUAAUUUGUGUGGUCUUGUUUUACCUCUAUAUUCUGAUAAAAUAGUUGCUCGUCAUUCAUGAAGUCCUAUUAUAUACACCACCAUGUUUCCAUUUAACUGCACUUUCUGUUAUGGCGCAUGCGCACUCAGACAAAAUUUAUUUUAACUGCACUGGUAAUAAAUAUGUGCUAACAUAUUUUUGAACCUGAAUUUUUGCGUGGUAUUCUAACGACGACGGUUUGAUACGGCUGAUUUUUACAAGUGGUUUACUGUUUCAAGAUUAUUGAAAAAAAAAGAAACAAUAGAGUAGACUGAAUACCUCGUGUUUUACUAAUUUGUUGUAUAUAUAUAGACUAUAAAAAUGAUCAUUCUGGACUAAAAUAUGGAACACUUUCUGUGGAUUAAUGACACCGUUCCUCCCCCAUAUCGAAGUUUUGUGAAGAUAAACCAUCAUGGUAGUUGGACGGCGAAAGUGAAACGAUAUCGUUUAAAUAGUGUUGGUACUGUGUACCAGUAUGCAGACUACCCGAUUCGUCCAAACGAACAUCGAAAUGGUAAACAAACGAAAUCAAGUAUACUUGCUAACUUAACAAGAGCAAAAUCAGCUAGUAACAUUUGCUGUCGAGAUUCAUGGAUUGACAAUAGAAGAAGAUUAUGUGAAAUUCGUUGUAACUAUAAAGAUAUAUCUGCGUAUGCGCAACCUAUUCCAAGGUAUAAAAAUACGAAGCUAAAUAACCAUGAAAUAAUCAAACGGUUUUUGUCCGGUACGUCAUCUUCACUUGAGAAUAAACAAUCCUUACUGCAGAAGCGAUCUGCUUCGAAACAACAACAUGAGCAUAAGAGCCAGUUGUCAAUCAAUGGAGGAAAAAUACUAUGCACGAAAUCCCAAGGAGUUAACACAGAGCGUAAAUUUACAGUCUGAUUUCGCAACAUGGUGCAGAAUACAAACAUAUCGUUACCAGACUUUUUUUACAAAGUAUGCAGGACAGCACAAUGUGCAAAUUUGACUUAAAAGAUAACAGUAUAUGACCUAGUGUGUGUGUUUUGUAUUAACUACUAUUUUUAUCCGAUUUUAUAUGAAAAUAUUUACGCCAACUGUGUCUCUGUAGAGAAAAAUCUUCUUAUUAAAUACUGCAAAACCUGUUUUACAUAAAAAGACCCAUUUUAAAACUUUUUUUAGCGCUCUCCCACUAGUGCGAACGAGUUGAAUUAUUUUUACAAUUAUUAAUGGGAAUAUUAAAACGUUGUCUUUAUUUCACUAAAAAGUCUAAACGAUGGUGUGACACAACUUUUCUUCACUAAACAAAACACAGAUGUAACAUUUGUAUUUAUUUCCAUGCGAAGUUGUGAAACUCAGAAAUAAUGCCUGUAAUUUUAAAGAGUAAUAAUUUUGCGGCAUGUAAUGCAAGCCUUAACUUAUCGUAAAGUUUAACACGACAUUGUCAAGUUGUUAUAAAUAAAAAAUUGUACAUUUUUUAACAACACGUGAAUAACAACAUAGCGUUUUCACCUUUUUAAACUUUUUGUACACUAUAAACAAGUAAUUUAUUUUUCGUGUUUGUAUUGUUUUAAACAUGUAAUGUUUUUAUUUUUCAAGAGAUUAUUUACAUUUCA